AUGACACGACACAUACAAGGGGAGGUGCCAUGGUGUAUGUUAUUCGCUUAUGACUUAGUACUGAUUGAUGAGACGCGUGACGGAGUUAAUACUAGGUUGGAAGUUUGGAAACAGACGGUGGAGUGCAAGUUCAGUGAUGGGAUGCAUGAAGAAGGAGUGGAAGUGAAGAUUGGUACUCAAGUCAUCCCCAAAAGAGAUAGUUUCAGUUAUCUUGGGUAUAUAAUUCAAGGCAACGGAGAGAUUGACGAGGAUGUUGCCCACCGUUGGAGUAGGGUGGGGUGGGUGAGAUGGAGGCUUGCCUCAGGGGUUUUCUGUGAUAAAAGUAUACUACCUGGUCUUAAGGGCAAGUUACAGAGUGGUGGUUAG
This is a messenger RNA of Nicotiana attenuata, 366 nucleotides long. RefSeq lists its product as uncharacterized. The coding region runs from base 1 to 366 and encodes 121 amino acids. The transcript has a single exon. Lineage: Eukaryota; Viridiplantae; Streptophyta; Magnoliopsida; Solanales; Solanaceae. The record is from RefSeq and is a predicted model, not a curated record.